ACCCAAUAAGAUAAGCUUAAAUAUUUGGAAUUUCUUUUAUGUAAAUGGAUUACAACGCUGUCUCUGAACCCAGUUAAUUUCAUCUCUUUUUCGUAUAUGGGUUUCUUUCUUGGUGGGUCUGAAAAUAUAAACCCAAGCUCAGUUGUUAGAAGUAAGCACUGAAGCCUAGCCCAAGUCUCUCUUGCCCUACCCAUUUGAGGCCCUUCAUCUUCUAGCACGUGGAACUGCCAAGAUAUUAGUUUUGAUUCAGAAGACGAUUAGAGAAAAGAGAUCGAUUGUCCUCACCACUCUCUGAUCGCAAAUGAUUCGCAAACGCUAUCAGGAUGUCAAAGCAGGGUACCAAUUGGCCAAAUCGUUGAACGCUCAGAAGUACUUGAAGAAGAUAGGACUGGGCAAGGAAGACUACUACUUCUGGAAACAAAUAGGCAAGGCUUUGCUAUGCACAUAUACUCUUUUCGGCGUAGCGUGGCUCUACAACGAGAAAUCACCACUCGGCUGGUGGACGCUGAAGCCUAAGCCCAAGGAAGAGAGGGAGCUGGCGCACCUGUACGAGCGUCGACAGUUCCCCUACCCGGGCGACGAAGAAGCCAUGGAAGAGUUUGUUGCCAAGGGGGGAAUGAUCGGCACGACAAUUGGCCCUAAAGGGUUCGUUGAGACGGACAAAGAUGCGUUUAAUUAUCAGAAGGAGUUGCAGAAUAAGAAGCUGGAUCAGGAAGCUCAGAAGCUGUGGUUGAGGAUGAAGAAUGAGGUCAUUCAGGAGCUUCAAGAGAAGGGCUACGUAGGUGACGCUGAGUGAGUGUAAGUUAGGAUGGUAAGCUCUGGGUGCAAAUUGUAUGGUUAUGCGAAAGAGUUCAUAUGUUUGUGUGCAAAAGCUUGUUCCUUUCGUUUCAUGUUUUUACUUAAAAAAAUACAAUUAUCAAAAGUACUAGUGUCUUUCUUAGUUCCCAGUUCC
Molecule: messenger RNA, 952 nt
Organism: Prunus dulcis (almond)
Lineage: Eukaryota; Viridiplantae; Streptophyta; Magnoliopsida; Rosales; Rosaceae
Exons: 2
Coding region: 302-796 (164 amino acids)
Source: RefSeq, a predicted model, not a curated record